AUUAUAUAAUUAGACAAUAGCCUACCUACUUUUCAAAAUAUUGUUACCUCCGGAGAAAUGCAUAAAUCUUUAUCAAAGGCUAUAAAUGUAAACCCGUCUAAACCUUGUUCUUCACUCGUCAACGCACCACCUGUCAUUUCCAUCCUAUUUGGGUGGUGUUUCCGUGGGGUGGAGCAACGGGUGAGUCCAAUGAGCGUGAAGCGAAACGAUGGGCUCCCAAGUGGCCUUGCCUCUCUUGGUAGCGCGCUUGCCGCAGUGGACUAAACCGAACGUUUGUGUGGGCCACUUAAGGAGGUGCGCCGACCAAACGGCACAUACUUUCUCAGUGUAGAAUCAGCGAGAUGAAGAGCAGCAACGAUCCUUCAUCAUGUGCUCCAGGCUCCCAAGGACCGCCUGCCUGCUGCGACUCGUUGCAUUCUGCAUCCUCCUUUCGCAUACUGCAGCUUAUUUCGGGCUGACAGGCCGAGAACCAUUAGUCUUCUUACCAGCCCCGUUCUCAAACGAACCACCAACUGGAAAAGCUCACCUAAAACAAUGCGAGCAGAUGACCCUCACUCGACGGCAGAAAAGACUCUGUCGCCGCGAACCGGGUCUAGCAGAGACAUUGCGUGAAUCAGUGCGCCUCAGCCUCUUGGAGUGCCGUUACCAAUUCCGGAAUGAGCGCUGGAACUGCAGCCUGGAUGGACGUGGGAGCCUUCUGAAAAGAGGUUUCAAAGAGACAGCCUUUCUUCUGGCAGUAUCCUCUGCUGCAUUGUCCCAUGCAUUGGCCAAAGCAUGCAGUUCAGGCCGAAUGGAGAGGUGCACAUGCGAUGACUCCCCUGGCAUUCAGCAUCGCGAGGCAUGGCAGUGGGGGGUCUGUGGAGACAACCUGAAAUACAGCACCAAAUUUCUCAAGAAGUUCCUGGGCCAGAAGAGGGUCAGCAAAGACCUGAGGGCACAGAUCGACGCCCACAACAUCAACGUUGGAACUCGGGCAGUGAAAAGCGGACUGAAGACAACAUGUAAGUGUCAUGGCGUCUCCGGAUCCUGCGCUGUGAGGACUUGCUGGAAGCAGCUGUCGCCGUUCCACGACACCGGACGGCUGCUCAAGUUCCGCUACGACACGGCCAUCCGGGUUCUGAGUGUCACCAACGCUGCCACCGGGGCGACGGAGCUGGCGAGUCCAAGACGCCACGGCCAGAACCUCCGCUCGACGGACCUGGUCUUCCUGGAAGACUCCCCCAGCUUCUGCAGGCCCUCGCGAUACUCCCUGGGCACGGCCGGACGCUCUUGUGCCAAGGACACCAGCUGCCAGAGCUUGUGCUGUGGGAGAGGCUACAACACAGCCAUGCGCCUCACCACUCUCUCAUGCCACUGCCAGGUGCGCUGGUGCUGCCACGUGGAGUGUCAAACCUGCGUCAGGGAGGAGGAAGUCUACACCUGUAAAAAACACUGAUAAAGAGAAAGGAGAGAUGUGGGAGAGCAAUAAGAUGGUGGGGAUUUAAACAAAGGAAGCUGUGUCAAGGCAUAGUCAAGGCUGCAAGUGAGGGAAAGAACACUUGAAGUACGAGAAUGAGAAAGAAAGUGAUUGAAAGUUUGCUGGGGUUUUGUUCCACUGAAAACUGUCCAAAUUGCUGAACUGCAACCGUUCAUAGACACUGAUUUGAGGGAUUUGACAUGUAAGCACGUCUUCCCAGAUGAAGUAAAUAUUAUUCGGGGAAGAGCACGUAAUCGUAACAAGGUCAUGCUGUUGUUCGUUAUUGGCCAAUCGUUUGAAUCAAGCAUAGCUUUGCUGAAGCAUUACUCAGGAGUUAGGGGGAUGGUUGUAUUGCUGGAAACCGGGGGGGGUGGGGGGUACUAGGUACUGGGCUGGAAGCCCUUUCCGAAUGUGGAAAUGUGGGGUGGCUCUGACAGUAGCUUUGGGUCGGCUUUGUGCUUAAGGGCUUUAUCAAAAUGUAGAGCAUCAGCAAUGGUUCUGCAGUAAACAGCCUAAAAGGAAUUGGAUGCAUUGAAUUAUUUGUCUUUUUAUGUCUGAUUUCCUGCUGUGGAACAGUUUAAUUGUUCAUUCAGUACAAGCAUAAUGAAAAAAGCAGCACUUUUCCAACUAGUUCAGUGUAAUGUAUCUACUGUAUGUGGACUUAGUACACUACUCUUCAUUUUCUUAGGAGAGAAAAACUAACUUUUAUGGUUCAAUACUGAUGAUUUUCUCACAUGAAUUCUGAUUUAACUUAAUCCUUUGAUAUUUGGAGAUGGGUGUAAUGUCAGCACAUGGUGCUUUUUCAUCAUGACUAGCCAGUAUGGCAUUUUCAUUAAGUAUUUCACUAUGUAUUUAUAGGGUUUUUGUGUGGUAAACAGACUUAGUUUCAGUUGCUCUUAUGGAAAUGUCUAUGGAAAUGUUUGCGUGUCUGCUCUACUGUGCAAAGAAAAACACAAAGGGACUCACUCAAAGUGAGAGGGACAAUGUCUAUGAAACAUGCCAAGUUUGUAUUUUCCUGAACUGUGUAAAGAACAUACCAAAUCUCUAUACUUGGUUUAUAAAGGGGUGUACAUCUGCAUGCACUGUUCUGUGCUUUCAAGUAAAGGGCUCUUGGUUUCCCUGACCAAUUCAAACAGUUCUCUCUAAAGAGGCUAAUUCAGGCAAAUCGGUGUUGUUUAAUGCCUUUGAAAUGUACCAAUCAUGCUCCUUAUUUUCCCAAUUACCAAUCAGAGUAAAUAGCUACACUUACUUCUUCAUUCCUCUACACAAAAGCACCCCAUCGGUCCAUGUGUGCAGGUCAAAGGUGCAUGUCUGACUGCCCCAAGGGUUUUAGACAUGGAUCAUUUUCAGAGGAUCAUUGUACCAUUUCAUAGUCCGAGUUUGUGCUUUUUGUACAAGGUUGUAGAGUUGUACUCGUGAAUAUAACUCAUACCAGGGAUCCAAGCAUGACACAGUGGAAUCUUAUAUUUCUACCUCACACCUGGUCUUUGGGCAAUUAUCAUAAUGAUUUAUUUGCCUUGCAGAUACUUGCUUUUGCAUCCGUCAUGAAAUUAACAUUCUAUUCUAUUACAUGUAUGUACAAAAAUGUUUAACUAGGCCAUAGCUGAAUAUGUAACAACGUUUGUUUUUGUUUUUUUUAUUUUAAGAUGUAUUCUUAUUUAAAAGCAAUUAAGAUAAAUAAAU
Molecule: messenger RNA, 3139 nt
Organism: Hypomesus transpacificus
Lineage: Eukaryota; Metazoa; Chordata; Actinopteri; Osmeriformes; Osmeridae
Gene: wnt9b
Product: wingless-type MMTV integration site family, member 9B
Exons: 4
Coding region: 368-1435 (355 amino acids)
Biological process (GO): neuron differentiation; cell fate commitment; multicellular organism development
Cellular component (GO): extracellular region
Molecular function (GO): frizzled binding; cytokine activity
Source: RefSeq, a predicted model, not a curated record